This is a messenger RNA of Malurus melanocephalus (red-backed fairy wren), 4673 nucleotides long. It is a transcript of the gene CARS2, whose product is annotated as cysteinyl-tRNA synthetase 2, mitochondrial. Gene Ontology annotation, biological process: cysteinyl-tRNA aminoacylation. The transcript has 15 exons. Gene Ontology annotation, cellular component: cytoplasm. Lineage: Eukaryota; Metazoa; Chordata; Aves; Passeriformes; Maluridae. The coding region runs from base 16 to 1767 and encodes 583 amino acids. Gene Ontology annotation, molecular function: cysteine-tRNA ligase activity; ATP binding. The record is from RefSeq and is a predicted model, not a curated record.
GGCGCUGUGCGGGCCAUGCUGCGCGGGGCGCUGGCGGUCGCUGCCCGGCGGUGCGGGCUCGGCCCCGGCUCCAGUCCCGGUGCCGGCCGGGGGCAGGCGGGGGCGCGGCGGUGCUCGGGCGCGGCGCGGCGGCGGCAGUGGGUGCCUCCGGCGGGGCGCGACAGCGGGAUCGUGGCUUACAACAGCCGGAGCCGGAGCAAGGAGCCGCUGGUGCUGGCCACGGAAGGAGUGGCGACCUGGUACAGCUGUGGSCCGACAGUGUAUGACCAUGCACACCUCGGCCAUGCCUGCUCUUAUGUUAGGUUUGAUAUAAUUCGAAGGAUAAUGACAAGGUUUUUUGGAAUUGAAGUUAUCAUGGUGAUGGGGAUUACCGACAUAGAUGACAAGAUAAUAAAAAGAGCCAAUGAGAUGAAUAUGUCCCCAGUAGCUCUUGCACGUAUUUAUGAAGAGGACUUUAAACAAGAUAUGGCUGCCUUAAAGGUCCUUCCUCCUACAGUAUAUAUGAGGGUGACUGACAAUAUUCCUCAGAUAAUUUCCUUUAUAAAAACAAUAAUUGCCAAUGGACAAGCUUAUGCAACCUCACAAGGCAAUGUUUAUUUUGAUGUUAAGUCCUGGGGAAAAAGAUACGGAGUAUUAACUACUAUUAAUCCUGAUACCCAAGAUGAAGCAGUUGAAUCUGAUAAACGACAUGGUAAAGAUUUUGCCCUGUGGAAGGCUGCCAAGCCUCAAGAGCUAUCUUGGAAUUCUCCCUGGGGAAAAGGAAGACCUGGAUGGCACAUUGAAUGUUCCACAAUAUCAAGUGCAGUGUUUGGAAAACAGCUGGACAUCCAUACCGGUGGAAUAGAUCUUGCAUUUCCUCAUCAUGAAAAUGAAAUUGCACAGUGUGAGGUGUAUCAUCAGUGUGAGCAAUGGGGGAAUUACUUUUGGCAUUCUGGGCAUUUGCAUGUUAAAGGAAGUCAAGAAAAAAUGUCAAAGUCAUUAAAAAACUACAUAACAAUUAAGGAUUUCCUGAAGAAAUGUUCAUCAGAUCAAUUCAGAAUGUUUUGUUUGCGUGGCAGAUACAGCUCAGCCGUAGAAUUUAGUGAGGAGAGCAUGGAUGAUGCAAAGAACCUUCUUCAGGCAAUCUCCUCAUUUAUUAGAGAUGCAAAUGCUUAUAUAAAAGGACAGCUGGUGUGUGACCCUGUUAGAGAAGAUAUACUGUGGGAAAGGCUAGCCAACACAAAAGUAACUGUGAAGGCUGCGUUUGCAGAUGACUUUGACACCUCCAGGGCUGUUGCAGCAAUUAUGGACCUCAUUCACCAUGGCAACAGACAGCUUAAGGCUGUUACUAAGGAUGCUGGAUCUCCUAGAAGCUCUGUUGUGUAUGGAAGCAUUAUUUCCUAUAUAGAAGGCUUUUUCAAUGCCCUUGGGAUGUCCUUUGGAGAUAGACAGGUGGCUGUGGGAGGAGACAAGUCUGCGGUGCUCUCCAAUGUCAUUGAAGAGCUGGUGAGRUUCCGCACCAAAGUCCGUCACUACGCGCUGGCUCUGCCAGAAGCAGCAGACACUGUGCUGGUGGAGGGUACAGCAGGAGCYGAGGAACCCAAACAGGAGCAGAAGGAGAAGAGGAAGCAGUUAAUGCGGGAGAGAAARCCCCUUUUGGAAGCUUGUGACAGUCUGCGUGGAGACCUUGCUGCCUUUGGAAUCCACAUAAAGGACAGAGCUGCUGUUUCAACCUGGGAAAUUGUGGAAGGAGAGCAGAGAGAGAAGCAGACUGAGAAAAAAAGCUGAUCUUUCAUCUUUGGACUUGUUUUUUAUUUCAGCUACUUUGGCAACUGUUGUAAAUACUAAUUCUUCCAAAACAAAAUCUGUUGAAUAGAAUGGCUAAAAACUGUAGCRUGUAAUUUGAGCAAAACUGUUGUCACUAUUACUUGGUAAACAAACACAAGCCUUGCAGCACAGGUGGUGGAAGCAUCCAGAAUGCAAGGCAGCACGGGAGCAGCUGCACUGACUUACACAGAMGUGGGUCUGUUCUACUGCAGGAACUGCCCUCACCCUGUGUUGUGCUGAGUUGACCCGGGAUUUAAACAGAGCAAAGGCAGAUGGAGGAACUUAGGCCUGUCUUUAGGGUGAAGACAGUUUUAUGCCUGUUGGUUUAACAAUUCUGUUCCUCAGACAUAGUAGGAUACUUUAGGGGGGAUAUUUUUAGGCUUCGAGUAYUUCUCUAUUGCAGUGGUGCUGGUCUGGUCCUGUGAAACCUUUACCUGCAAUAUGAUGGUGUCCAGUUACCUCUGAGACUUGGUUAUCUGCAGUUUGUUUAUGCACAAAAUACACGGAGAUUUCUCUGGCACUGGGAGCACAGCACACUCAGGAUCUCUCCAUAAUUGCGAAGAUAAAAUUAGUUUGUUUAGUUUUCAGCUCUUCAGUUACCUUUUCGCUGGCUCUGGCCACUGUGGCUGUGGGCAGAGGUGCAGGAGCCUCUGUUAUACCUGAGGUGCUCUGUGUUGUAGGGUCUGUGCUGAUAUGGGGCUGGUUCUUACCAGGUACCCACACUUUCUUUCAAUCAGUUUAUGAAAAUAUAAUUAUCAAGAACUUGGGUUCAUCAAAAAGGCACUUCACUUGUGUGAUUGGUGUUUUCAAAGUAUCUAUUCAAAAGGAUAAAGGCUCUCUUUUAUACUAUUGAGAAUAAAAUGUACAGCUAUUUUUCUGCUCCCUUUCUCCAUUAUCUGUACUUCCAGAGAAAACGGGGGUGUCUCUUCAUCAGCACUGGRGCAGGUGCUCAUUUGACACAGCUGGUAUUGUACAUUUGCUGGUGGCAGUGUCGUUCUAGCAAAACAGAGUGAAUGGUGAGCAGGCAGCUCAGCUGCUGUGUGAAAUGGGAUUGGCACACACCAAACAAAGUCCAGUCAAUUUGCUAUUAUUUUUAUUUCCUACCAAAAGAAACUGCUACAUUUCCAGAAUGUUUAAAAAUUGUAACAAUUUGUAUACAUUAGUGAAUAACAGAGUUACAACUUCUGCGUACUUUAAAACCAACAUGGCAGGUUGAAAUCUGUACUGAGCUCUGUUAAUUGAUUGACUUCGCCUACAAAUGUAAUUUAGAUUAUAAUACCACUGAUGUUCUAAUUACAAGAAAAAAUUGUUUCUUUUAAAGGAAAGGCAGUAGCUGUUUUAAAAUCAGUUUUAACUUUCUGAUUUCAUUUAAAAGUAGUCAGGUUUCUCAAAUACAUUUACGGGGGGGGAAAUAAUAGCUUAAGUUUCCCCAAAGAUGUAGACAGUUUUCAAAACUGCYUAAAUUAAACACUAAAACCUCAUCUCUUAAGAGUAGUCUGUGAACCCUCAUAGAGCAAUACGAGCAAACACUUAAAAACCUAUUUUAAAAAUAGGUAACUGGUUUAAAAAGAAAAAUAAAAACGCAUCAGGGUGAGGUAGUAGUCACAGUGCAUCCAGAAAUACCAACUCUGGGGGCUGAAGGGAAAUACUUGGAGCAGCCUUUCUGAUGCUGGGUGCUUUCUGCAGGCAGCCAUUGCAAGGAAUGAGAACAGUCUGGUGUGUGACACCACAUUCUGGCUGAGAGCACUGCAGGAGUGGCUGUGCUGAACAGGUAACACCGACUGCAACAACCGGACAUGGUUAUGUCCUUGUUUCAGAGCUUUAACAAGCACAAACACUUGGAGCUGGAUUGGAGGUUCAAAGGCAGUACCCACUUACAUUUACUUUGCAUGAACUUGCCUCCCUCACCACKGGUUCAAUCCCUACAAGCUUUGACUAAAUCUCCAAAAAUGUAAAGAAUAAUCCUGUGCAAAAUCCCACAGAAGUUUCACUUUAUACCUAAUGCUUGCCUGCCCUGCCAGUGUACCAGAUCAGUGUGGCCCUGACAGUAUCCUUCCUGUCUGUCCUGCAAAGAUCAAGCAAAAGCCUCUACACUUUUUGCUCUAAAAACUCUGCUUUUUGCAGUACUAAGUACUGCACCUGAAGAUCAAACACGGAGCACCCUUUUUCUGUUCCUGCCUUUGACUGGCAGUGUACGGCUGCCUGCACACCACUAUGAGGGUACAGGUACAUGCCGGGGGCUGCCUUUUGUUCCUUCAACUUGUAUUCUGCUGCCUCAUCGCUAUCCACCUACAGAUCCGUGUGCUGGUCUGCUCUGAGCUCUAACCCAGCAGCCAACCACAGAUUUAAAAGCACUUUUGCAUGAUCAUGAGUCUGACCAGUUCUGCUGGGUAUCAUCGAGUUUCUUGCCCCGCCUAGUACCUCUCCAAAUGAUAAUUUCACAAGCUCAUCRUAGCGAAUUCCAGAUGAGUCAAGACCAGAUAAAGAAAUAGAAAAUUAUUCCUUUUUCAGGUAAGCCUAAUUAUUGUUUAAUGAAUUUUACUGCUAAGASACCUAUAGUAUAUCUUUAUUCUGUCAAGGAGGGAACCUUUUAAAAAAAAUAAGGGGUGCAUURUCCAAAUGAAUGCUGCCUCUGGACUGGGAAUGGGAAAAGGCAACUAAUUACAUUCAAAAUCUACAGCAACUCUCAUGCAUUCCCUUUCCAAAGAGGCUUGCUUUUUGCUUCUUACUAUACUAGCAUGGCAAAAAAUGAAGUGCAAUAGCUAAUUCUAGACAAAGGGUCUAAGAAUGACAAGUGACAACCUUGGUGCAAUCCAAGAAAUUCAGUUGAGCUGGUGGAAGAAUUUAAUCUAAAGAUCAAGUGCAUU